This is a messenger RNA of Biomphalaria glabrata, 7574 nucleotides long. RefSeq lists its product as uncharacterized. The record is from RefSeq and is a predicted model, not a curated record. Lineage: Eukaryota; Metazoa; Mollusca; Gastropoda; Planorbidae. The coding region runs from base 849 to 1367 and encodes 172 amino acids. The transcript is spliced from 4 exons.
AGAGAAAUGAAAAGAUAGAAUUUAGGUAUAGAAUGAAAUAAAGAGACAGAUUUAUGGACAAAAAGGGAAAUGACAAGGCACAGUCUUACAGAGGGAAAUGACAAGGCCAGACUCUAUGAAAAACACAGAAGGGAGCAUGACAACUAGCUCUGAGCUGGUACCACCGUCUCCUAUGAAAUUGGGUACCAGAAAGUCUCGUCAUCGUCGGAAUAACAGCAGAGGGUCUAUGAAAGACAUUACCUCUGCUCAAAUCUCAAUCUACAUAUGAAGCAUCACUGGACACCCAAACAUCAGACAAACUUAACCCUGCAGGGCUUCAUCCUACUGACCAUGCACCCUAUCCUGGGACAUUUAAAUUUUUGGGACCUGCCACUGCAAUCGGGGAGUAUCGAAGUGAAGAUGAAGCUGAUGGCCAAGAGACAAGGUUAACUCAUAUGGAAAACAACAUGAAGAAACGUCAGGAGUGUUGUAGCAAAAACUCAUCCACUUCUGCCACCAGGCACUUGCCAAUCUCAAAACACUCACCUGUAAGUAAACACUUACCAGCAUCAAAACAGAACUCUUCAUCCUAUCAAGACAAUAACAUUAAUGAUGUCUGCUUUGGCUGUGAUGGUGGCUGCAGUGAUGCUACUUGUAGCAGAAAUGCUCAUCCCAGGUCAGUGCAGAUGUGGAGUGCACGUGACCUAUCCCCUCUGUCCAGCCCAAAACAGAACUUUGAAACUAUGAGUGAAAAAUCCUCUCCGGAUAUUGACCUCUCAUCCCGACCUGAAGAAUAGAAGCCCCUCCAGAAGGAUUCUUGAAUCUGAUUUGAUGAAGAAAGGAGUUAUGAAAACAUUAGAGGAUACAAUAUGCUAGGAAAUUUAGAGACCAACUGUUUCCAAAGUGGAAUAGAAAAAAGAAAUGAGUCACCAGAGAAGACCAAUGCUCCGAAGAAGUUUAGAAAUACAAAGCACUCUGAAGAUUCAUGCUCAGAAGAAGUAGGAGACGUUAGUGAGGAUGAUGAAUCAAGUAGCCACCCUCCCUGUCGUCAGUCUCUCUCAACUCUCAGUUCUGAAGGUGUGUUGUCUGAGGAGGACAUGACUAGCGAUCGCUCUGGUCAUCAAGAUGGCAGUGGCGAUAAUGGCUUUUUGUCUACGGGUAGUGCAGAAAAUUUACAAGCAGAGUUGACAAAGUUUACAAAUAUACCUGAUGGGUUGUCCGACAGGGAGAAGACUGUCAGGAAGAUGAAGAAUAAAGUCAACUCCCCUGACAGAAUAUUUGAAAAAUGUGAUACAGAAACUAGUUCAAGUUCUGAUGAAUGCUCUGACAUGACUGUCUCAUCAACUAUACACAAAACCAGAUCUCUAGAAACUAGUACACACUGGUAGUAGUUUUUCUCUUAGUUGUAUUUCCUCCAGACAGAAGUCAUCAGUUCUAUCACUUACAAUUAGUGUGUUCAGUGAACUGUGCUAGAUAAACAUCAUUCGGACAUCGAUACAAAUGGUUAGACAACCAUUUACAAUGUUUUGUUUGGACAUCCAUCAAGUUGGAUAGACUACCAUUUACGCUGUUUUGCCAUUUGUUUAAAUCAAGCAGUAAACUAGUCCUGCGACGUCAUGGAUUCAAAAUUUCACUAUAACAAAAACAUCUUAAAACACAAAGACAGCAUCUUUGAAUUGCAUUACUUGGAGGAUGUAACAGUGCAUCAAACCAAUGUUUUCACUGCUCUUGGUCUGAGACCACCAUCAAUUGCACAUAAACGGAUUCAUUUAUCAUUGUGCACCAUCUUUAGAAAUGAGGACCUUCAUGGAAUGCAUUCAGUUUAAAUCUGAAUUGAAGUCAUGUAACAAUCUCAAUUUUAAAAAAACUCAACAAUUGACAUGUCGCCACGACUGCAAGUCAGGAGAAACAGAAUUUCUGUGAAAAUGUCUUAAUUUUAUAUCUUUACACUUAAAUAAAUAAAUAAAUUAUUGCUUUAAUAUAGUGCUACUUUCAUGCCUAUAGCAUGCUUAUAAUGCUAUGGUCCAAUCUCAUUCAUGGACCAGUGAGGGGGUAUCUGUGAGAAGGUUUUCCGUGCUGCCUUUAGGCGCUCAGUAAACACAACUAUGCCUGAGUCAAGGGUCGAACCUCGAGCCCCCUUCAUAGGUAGCCAAGCCAAGUUCAAGCGUACUUAGCCUCUGGACCACACUUCCCACUUAGAAUAAACUUUAAUUGUAUAUUUUUACACUUAGAAUAAACUAUUCAGUUAGUUUGGCUACCAUACACAAACUGUCUAUCAUUGCCACUGAUACAUCAAGACUAAAGAGUUUUGAUUUUCCCUACUUAUGCUCAUCUUCUUUGCAUUGAUGCGAAUAUGUAAUUUUUUUUUUGUGGCAUGAUUCUAAUUAUCUUAUACUAAUAGUAAAACUUUAAAUGUUUAUGUAAGCAUCACCUCACCAUAUCCUGAUUGUAUUAUGCUUGUCACAUAUAGAAAAAGUAAAAUGCAUUGCUAUUAGGGAAAAUCAUAUUAAAAUGAUGGCAAAUUUGUGCAUUUUCUGCCAAUAGAAACUUGAUCUAAACUAAAUAAAAGCAUGCACUAAAUCAAUGAAUCAAAAAUUGUCAUUUUAUAUCAGAUUUGUCAAUGGUUUAUACAAGUCUAGAACAACUUUUCAAAGCUAACCCUGGGCCAUUGAUGUAUUGUGUGGAGGAGGAUGAGCUGUAUUUUUUUAAUUUUUGUUGUUUUAUGUCCAUUCUAACAGUUCUGUGAACUCAUCCUUUCUAAAACUACCAGCUGUUUCAAUUGAACUAACUACUUACUGGUUAAUAGAUUUUAAAAAAAAAUUGCAUUGUUAAUUAUUUUGAUCUAAAUGAGAUUUGAUCAAAGGACAUUAGUACCUUUAGAUUCUAAUUUUGAAAUGUAUUUAGUUAAAUUAUGCUACAAAUAUUAGUGAUUUUCACACAUUUUUCCAUUUCUCUGAUUUUUGCUUCUUAGAUAAUGUACACUUAUGACAUAGACCUAUUUUUCUGUUUCUAGUAUAAAUAAUCAAUUUGAACAAGUCUAUGUGAAUCUUGUGCAUAUGAAAUUUACCUUCCAAAUUCCCCCUCAACCCCCUCCCUUUUUUAUUAGUUUUAUCAGGGGAGUCAAUAAUAUUUAAACUUCAAUGAGUUACCAAAAUCAUUGUAGAUCAGUUUUAUAAUUAGUACUGGAUCCACUACUUCUGUGGGGAUAUGAUCAUUUUGAAUGGUGGCACUUCAUAUGGGGAUAGAGCCAAUGAUAGAAUCAUCAGAUGUUUGUGGGAAAUAAAACUAAGUGGGCCUGUGAAGAAGGGCUUCUAAGUGUAUAAUGCUCAUUUCCUUGAUAUAUAUUUUAAUUUAUUUUUAAAGUGAACUAACUUUAGCUUUAAUGAUUUAUUUCCUUAUGCUAAACCCAGUCUAGCUUCAAUUCAUUGUGAUUGACUUAUCUAUAAGUAGGCCAUCUCUAUAGUCACUUUCUCCACUAUGUAGUUUUAUUACUUCUUUCAUCUUAGGGAAUCCUAUUCAAUAUGUCAUUUAUUAAAUGGCUUCACUUCUGAAAUAAUUUCUUUAUAUGUCUGGUAAUUAUUAAUACCAAAUCUUCAGAGAUCAGCUCCAACAGCAGAAAUAGAUUAUACCAUCAACAUUUUAAUACUAGUCAUUUUGUUUAAAAAUAACACAAAUUGUUAGUUGUAUCAAGUCUUACAACAUUGGCAAGAUGUCACAAAUUAUACAUUCAACAGUGGUGUGCCUGGCUGUCUGAAAUUGCAUGAGUGUUUUUGUCUCUCAUUGCACUUUGUUUUAAAAGUUUUUGUACCAGACUCUCCAAUGAGACCAAUUUUUUUUUUAUACACUAACUUCCUUCUAUUGUCUAAAGGCAUUGACUGAUACUUCUAAACAAAGAUAUUUAUUUUCUCUCUUUGUUCACUUUUUUUUCUCUUUCUUUACUUUUGGAUUAUCUUCCUUUUCUUGUUUACAUUUAAGCUAUGGAAUGUUAUAUUUUCCUUUGAUUUAGAAUCGUCUUUUUCUGACAUCAGCACAAAUUUUAGGGCAUUCUCCCCUCAUGAGUAUUUUAUUGCUAAGCUCUUUGUUAUGUCUUAACAUUUAGUGCUGAAUUCACUACUUCUAUAGUGAUAUGUCAAAGGAAUUUGUUAGGCUUCACUUGUUUACAAUAUCAAAUAAGGCAGAUAAAAGUUUAGUUUUGUUUUUGUUUUGUGUAUUUUGAGUAAGUUUUAUAUAAUGACAAUAAUGUCAUAGUAAAAACAAAAGUGUUCGAUAUGAAAUGAAAACAGUUCAUAAUGCUAGUGUCUUUGGAGUCAGUCAAGUUUUGUUUAUCAAGAAGUUUUGGACUUAAUUAUUUGGUUAGUGACAGCGAUGACAGACAGAUUCCCUUCAUUAUUAGAUUAAAUGUUUGAACCGCCAACACACUUGAUUGUCUCAUUAUAUUGUUGGCAUUGCCUCUGAGUUAAUUUGGUUAGUUGAAAUUAGUUGUUAGAAUACUCAAGACACAGCGAAGAAGUUACCAUCCACAUGUACAUCUAGGCCUGACCACAGUUUGAAAUGCUAAGAAGAUUAUCAAAAACUAAUAGUCAAAUUGUAUGAAAUAAUUGCUUCUUGGUAGAAUGAGAUGUUAGCCAAUCUUGUAGGAUGUUAGUAAAAUCUUCUAUGAUAAAAAAAAAGACAAUAAUACAUAUUUUUAUCUAUCAGUAUUAAACUUAGUUCAAAAAUGUGCAUCAAAUUUUCCUUGGAGAAAUAAAAGCCAUUUGUUGUAGCUUAAGGUUCUUGAGUGAAUUCAAAAGUUUCUGCUUCUAGCUGCUAUGUCCCUUCAGAUAUCAAGUAGCCAUUGGACUUGAAAGAGUGUCAACAAAGUAUCACUGAAGCCUAACCUUUAUUGAUUAGACUUGAGAGAGUUCAGUGGUGCCAAACCUUUAUUUCAAUGCUGACAUAACAAACAGACAGUUUGUUAUUAUUGUAUUUGUUAAACAUAAAUGUCAACCAAAAUUGAGGCCUACUUUCUCAAACUCUUUACAAAGGUAACCUGUUAAUCAUAAAUACUGUAUGUUAAAAGAUGAAGUUAUUGAUAGGCUUCUUCAAAAGUUGGUUACAAGUUUCAAUUGUGAUCAUAGAGCUGCUAGUUUUUUUUUUUUUUUUUUUUUUAUGGUUGUUUUCUUUUUAUUGAAAAUAGUCAACUUUUUAUGUGUGUGUGUGUUUGAUCUCAAAACACACAAUAAAAAUUAAACUGAGUGAAUUCAUCAGUAUGAAUUUUAACCAGGUGCAGUAGUUUGUAUUUCAAAUAUCUAAUAAGUCCACUUGGGCAUUGUUUGCUUAUUGGGAGCUCUGCUUAAUUAGCCAGCCACUAGGAACUUUUGUCUCUUUAAAAAAAAAUGAGCAUUUCCUUUAAUUUCCUUUGAACUUUAAGGUGACUCAUUUUCAAAACCUGAUUGCAUUCAAGGUUUGCGUGGCCGAUUGCUGCACUUUGUGUAGCUAUAUUGGCUUAGCCAAUGUACAAGAAACUAUUGCAUAUUGGUAAUAAGCUAAAGCACAGGAAAAUAGUAUUUAUUGAUGACUAUUGCUAACAGCCAAUAUGAAAAGGAUUUUCAGCCAGUGCAUGUUUUCAAGAGGGGAAAAGUCCUCUUAAAUAACCACAAACAAUGAUUUCAUUGGCAGUUUUCUUUGCUUCUUUUCUCCUCAUUUUCAUCUUUGCUAAUGUUACAUUUAUUUGUUUAGCUCAAGUUUAUUUAUUUAAUGACAAUAUUUUAUCAAAUCUUUAAAAUUUCAAAAAUAAUUUAAAAUUAACAUAUCACGUUUUUAAAAAAGUUGUUUUUUUAUGUAUCUUAUAACAUGGUAACCACUAUUGUCAUUCCGAGACAAGAAUAAAAAUAGAUCCACAUUUUUUCAAGUCUAUUUUUGCAUUCCUCAAAAAGCAUGUAUGCAUCCAAAAUCCAAAAUAGUGAUACCCAGCAGAGGGCCUGCAGGCCAUAUCUGGCCCAUGGUGCAGUGCUGUUUGGCUUUUGAAGCUUCUGCUCGUAGUGCAUAAUCAAUUAAACUGCAGAGGCAAAUUUCAUUUUGUUUUUAAAUGUGGCCCAUGACCUGUAUUAGAAAUUCAGGCUGGAAAAGGUUGGGCAGCGCUGAUCUAAAUCAUUCCUUGAGAGUUUUGUCCAUCUUUCUUAAGCAAUGCAUGAUUUUAUUUCCUGUCCAACUUUUCAUAGGCCAAAAAAACAAACUUGUAGGCUUUUUAAAAUGUUGAUAGAACAGAAAGAAAAAAAUAGAUUUAAGUUUUCUUUUCAAGGGGGGGGGGGCCUCUAGUUAUUAGAAAUACAGCAUUCGGUCCUACAAAAAAAAAAUUUUUGUUGAGACUUAAAUUUGUUUUGUUUUUUUUAAUAGAUCAAUUUUCAUUGUCAUCAUCUCUAAAUUGAACUAUUCUCAAUCUGGAAAAAAAAAAUUUGUCAUAGAAACAUUUAUUACUACAUAACCUGAAAAAAAAAAAAGUUAAAUAUUGUAUAUUACAAUAUCUUAUUGAUUUUUACUAAUGAAUUUUUUAUUUCAGUUUUUCUGUGUCUUAUUACUCUUCUUCCAUACAUUUGUAAGUGUUUAUUUCUUUGUAUAGAUCCUUUUAUUUAUUUUAACACACACAUUGCUUCGUUUGUCUUAAAGUUUACCAGUGACAUUUGUAUUACAUGUCCAGAUUAUAAUCGUUUAAUUUGGCCACAUAGUUUUGUCACUAUUCCAUUCAUUAGACAAACUCAAGUUUUGCUGGAUAAAACUUGCUUCAUCAAAACAUUGGUUUCGCUGGCAGGACUAUCACCUUGAUUUUACCUCUUAUUGAAAAGAGUUCAUGUUAUUUAUGCUUUUCUUUGACUUUUGCACUCUCAAAUAUACAAAACAUUAAUCAUAGGAAAAUCAUGAAACAAUUGUUGUUUUUUUUGCCAUGUCUACUACUGUUGUUAAAAUUUUAGGGGAAAGGGGGGGGGGGGGACAAAAAUGUCCUCUGUGGACCUCAAAUUAUUUUUUUUUUAAUGUUUGCUUUUUGGUUUGUUUUAUUUACAUUUAGUUUGUCUUGCUUCUCAUUUUAUAAGUCAGAAGAAACCAAACAAGCUGAGUAAACAUCUGCUUAAUACUUAUUUUUUACAAAUUAUAUUUGGUAGCACUCUUUGGCUUUUUUUGUUUUUUUUGCUAAAGCCUUUCUUGUUGACUAAGUUUUAAAGUUGCUGUGUGAUUAGUACAAAAAAAAACAAACAGUUUUGUAUAUGAUAUUAUAUUACAUUAUUAUUCAUAAUUGUUACUUAUCCAUUUUUGUUUUACAUUCAAACACUUGUACAUUGACAGUAGAACUCUUUUGUGUUCUCCUGAUUGCUACAAUCAUUCUAGUGGCAGCCAUUUUAUUUCUUGUUAUUUGUAGGACUAUGAUUCAGUUGUUAUUGUUGUCAAUUAGUGCUGCAAAUGGUUAUUACGUAUUGCGUGUAUAUGGUUUUAAAAUCUUUUAUGAUUAUUCUAUAGACAAUCUGAAUAAUGCUUCCCAUUAAUAAAUGAUGGGUUUCUAGGCAUUGAACUUGACUUGUUAUAAACUAAUAGGCCUGUAAGCUAAUAAACUAGAAAUGAUUGAA